Molecule: messenger RNA, 1001 nt
Organism: Neoarius graeffei (lesser salmon catfish)
Lineage: Eukaryota; Metazoa; Chordata; Actinopteri; Siluriformes; Ariidae
Gene: rlbp1a
Product: retinaldehyde binding protein 1a
Exons: 7
Coding region: 35-973 (312 amino acids)
Cellular component (GO): membrane
Molecular function (GO): phosphatidylinositol bisphosphate binding
Source: RefSeq, a predicted model, not a curated record
AGUGUCUAAGUAACUGCUGAAAUAUCUGGAGAUUAUGGCUUCCACCGGAACUUUCCGCAUGGUCUCAGAGAAUGAGCAGACCCUGCGCUCCAAGCUCGAGCAUCUGACAGUGAAGGAUCACGGGCCAGUGUUCGGGCCAUGUCAGAAACUACCGGAUCACACAGUACAGAAGGCAAAGGAUGAGCUGAAUGAGACAGUGGAGAAGAGAGUGUCUGCAGUAAAGGAGCUGAGAUCCCUGAUCUAUGAGAAGGCUGAAAAUAGGGACGACUUGUCUAUGGGCGUGAAGGAGAAAUUCGGGAACAAACCAGAUUCUCUGCUCCUGAGGUUUAUCCGUGCACGCAAGUUUGACGUGGCCAGGACAUAUGAGCUCAUGAAGGGCUAUGUACGUUUCCGACGUGACUACCCUGAACUGUUUGAGAACUUGACCCCUGAAGCAGUGCGCAGUACCAUUGAGGCUGGCUAUCCACAAAUACUCAGCACACGUGAUAAGGAUGGCCGUGUGGUGCUCCUUUUCAACAUAGAGAACUGGGAUUUGGAAGAGGUCACCUUUGAUGAAACUCUGCGUGCAUACUGUGUCAUUCUGGAGAAACUUCUGGAAAAUGAGGAGACUCAGAUCAAUGGCUUUGUACUCAUUGAAAACUUUAAGGGCUUUACUAUGCAGCAUGCAGCCGGCAUCAAACACACAGAGCUGAAGAAGAUGGUGGACAUGCUGCAGGACUCAUUUCCUGCACGCUUCAAGGCUGUGCAUGUGAUCCACCAGCCUUGGUACUUCACAACCACUUAUAACGUGGCCAAAUCCUUCAUGAAGGGCAAACUGCUGGAGCGGGUUUUUGUUCAUGGUGACGAGCUGGAUGCUUAUUUUAGAGAUUUCAGUGCCGAAAUCCUCCCUCCAGACUUCAAUGGGAAUGGGCCCAACUGUGAUGGCAAAGAAACAGCAGUCAAGCUGUUUGGCUCUGAAGAUACAGCUCUUUAAAUGACUUAAGUCAAUACACACACACAUG